Molecule: messenger RNA, 607 nt
Organism: Gilbertella persicaria
Lineage: Eukaryota; Fungi; Mucoromycota; Mucoromycetes; Mucorales; Choanephoraceae
Product: 50S ribosomal protein L19
Exons: 1
Coding region: 182-592 (136 amino acids)
Biological process (GO): translation
Cellular component (GO): ribosome; mitochondrial large ribosomal subunit
Molecular function (GO): structural constituent of ribosome
Source: RefSeq, a predicted model, not a curated record
GACAUUUUAUACAGCAAUAUGAACACUCUCAAGACUAUUGCUUCCAGAUUCACAAAGAAGAGCACCAUGCCUUCUGUUGUCUCUCAAUGUAUGCUGUACUCUCCCAUAAGUUUGACUGAUAUAUGUAUAUAUAUUUCUAGGUACUUAUGCUACAACUACAAAAACGCCCAAGGUCAAUGUCAUGGAAAGAAUCACACAACAACAGAUCGAAAAAGCCAACAUCGAUGGCCGUACUGAAUUGUUUUCUCGCAAAAACCCUCAAGGUGUAAAGCCAGGAUCUAUUGUUCUUGUCGAAACCUUGAACGGACCCAACGAGACCACUUCUUCUACUUUUAUGGGUGUCUGUAUCGCUAUUCGUCGCAAGGGUAUCGAUACUAACUUUACACUUCGUAACAUUGUGAUGCGUGUUGGUGUUGAACAAAGAUACUCGCUCUAUUCACCAUUAUUAAAGAGUAUCAAAGUGAUGCAAAAGCCCAACGAAAUCAAGUUUAGAAGAGCUAAAUUGUUUUAUUUAAGAGAUCAACCUGGCAAGGCUUUCCAACCUUUGCAAGCAUUAUGGAAGCAAGAACAAUUAGACAAGGCAAAGAAAUAAAUGUGACAUAGAAUA